Messenger RNA from Pogonomyrmex barbatus (red harvester ant), 2285 nucleotides. It is a transcript of the gene Irbp18, whose product is annotated as Inverted repeat binding protein 18 kDa. NCBI's taxonomy places the organism in Eukaryota, Metazoa, Arthropoda, Insecta, Hymenoptera, Formicidae. Gene Ontology annotation, molecular function: RNA polymerase II cis-regulatory region sequence-specific DNA binding; DNA-binding transcription factor activity, RNA polymerase II-specific. The record is from RefSeq and is a predicted model, not a curated record. Gene Ontology annotation, biological process: regulation of transcription by RNA polymerase II; DNA-templated transcription.
GUGGAGUUACGCGGCUACCGCGACGUACGAGAAUCAUAGAGAGAACGAUAGAAUGCGGGGCGCCGCGCGACACGGAUAUAAGAAAUGAGAAAAGUAAACUCGCCGAAAGAUUAUAAAUCGCACAGCUGUUUUCCGUUCUCCGUCGCGCGAGUGUGUCGGCUCGAUGUUUUUCAUUUAUAUACGUACGUAGUGGAGCGACGCGUACAGCGAGCGCGACACGAGCGGUCGGCCGAUGAUGUCAGAUUUAUAUAAGAGUUUAAUGUUAUCAAUUCGCGGAAACGGCUAGGCACCCGAUUGUAACGCUAACAAUGCAAAUAAAAUUACCGCAAGACGUAGAUCUUGGUGUUUUUGAGAAACGCUUCAAGAGCGCGCCGAUUUAAAGAUCCCGUUUAAGAUCUCUUUCGAUUUAUAAUGAUUAUAUUGUGAAUAUAAUUAAAUUUAAAGUAUUCCGCUAUCAAAUGUAAAAUUGCGAAUACGCAAUUUCGCGACGAUAGCGACGAUAAUCAACGGCAAUUGCAAUGCGAUUGCAAUUUAGAAAUUUUAUUUAUACGUUAUAAAGCAUCGCCGGUGUAGAAUUGGUUGAAAUAAAUUCUCAGUCAUCACGGUUGACUCUGAAAAUUACUCUGAAAUUUAACGAGGUCGCGAGCGGGAAUGGUCCCGUCGGUUUUUACGAGCCGACCGUCUCCGCUAAAUUUAGGGGAUCUCGUCUCCCGUGAGAUGCGCGUCACUAUAAAAUCCCGUUCGUGGUUUUCGAGUCGAGGCUGUGCACGUUGGCGCGAAGAUGUCAGGGCCGGUUUCUUAACAGCAGCCUCAAGGCCUUAUUGGGUAAAUACGGAGCACCGGCGUUACGCGAUGGCGCGCUGGCAGAAAGUUAACGUAACAACCGUACUGUGUCGGAUGUUAAAAUGUCGAUAUCAAUAUUUGCCGCGCGUCUCCUAGGGAUCGUGAUUAGUGUAUCACGAUCGAACACUCGUCACAUAGGUCUAAGCUAUGGCACCGAAAAAUAAAGAAAAUAGCAAACGGAAGAAGCAGCAAAUGGAGGACGAGGGCGAUGAGGACUAUCGGAAGCGGCGAGAUCGGAAUAACCAGGCUGUGAAACGAUCCAGAGUGAAGAGUAAGUUACGCACGCAACAAACCUUGGAACGAGUAAAUCAGCUGAAAACGGAGAAUGAAUUGUUGGAGGAAAAGAUUAAAAUGCUUAACAAAGAGCUUGGCUUUCUCAAGGAUCUCUUUCUCGCACAUGCAGGUUCCAGUCAACACUCCAUAAACGUUCAAGAUAUAGAUCUAACUGCUCUUUUGGCGGAAGAGAAAUCUACAGAAGAUUCGAUGAAGACUACCACUAAGCUGUAGAUUGACACAAGCACCACGCGAAGCGAUUAGCGUGGUAUUAAAUCUGAAAAUGCGAGAAAGCAUUCUGGCUCGCUUAAUCAAAACGACAAGUGGACAUCUUGGAAAGAUGUCUACUUUAAAUUUAUCGUGAAAGAUUUUAAACGAGCGUUCUCGGAGCGCGAGCCUUCCAAGUUGUAAUAUCGAAUUAUCACCAGCUAAAUUUACAAUUUAUUGAAAACUAAUGGAGGCGAGAGUGCAAACUGUGGUAGAAUCGCGGGGAACUUGCGAUAAAUUCGAGUACGGAAGUAUUCACUUUAAUCAUCAGCCAGGAAGACGAGACGAUCUUUGAUUUAAUAAACAGGAAAAAUGAUAAAAAUGAACAUCACUAUGUACGGGAUAUACGUGCAUAUAGAUAUUAGAACGGUACAUGUCACGAAUGUGAGAGAUGUGCUUUUACGUGCAUAUAGAAAUAGCUAUGAAAGAGAAUUUUAACACUUGUGAAUACCAUUUACAUAUAAUUUAUUUUAUUGACUAUGAUGUUUAUAUCUGUACAUUUCUGCAUUAUAUAUAGCAUUUUAAACAAAUUGAGAUGAAUUACAAACGCGUGCAAUAUAUAAAAUUUGAAAAUAUAUUUAUAAGCUGAAACUCAUAUUUUGAUGCAUUUUAUGAUGUGCAUCUUUGUACAAAUAUCAACAUGAGAAAUUAUUAGAUAUAUUAAUCUUUGUGAUUAUCGUUAAAGAUAUUUUUUCUUCGAACAUUUCCGGUAAACGUCGUUGUUAAAACGUAACCAAUAAUAUUGACUCCUAAUGUUGACUCCUAAAAAUAACAGUCGUAAUGUAUUUAAAUAUUACGAUUUGUAAAUAUCUAUGAAAGUAAAGGCAUUUGUAUGUACAACUACAUGAAGCAAUAUGCAUAUUGCAAGAAAUAUGCCUGAAAUAAAGUCUUCUGUCUUUUUU